AUGCUCUCAGUGGGGCCUCCUUUUUCCCCUCCCGCAAGAACAACUCCAACCAUAAAACCCGAGAUGCUUUCCAUUUUCCCCAAACUCUCCAAGCGAAUCCCAUUUCCGCCGGUCCUCCCUUCGCCAAGCCAUCGGCGACUGCUGCAGCACAGCCUCCUCCCCCUCCUCAUGGCCGACCCCUCCCCCUCCUCCCCCACGGCGGCCUCCGCAGGCGACGCCCUCCCCGCGCCGGCGGCUUCCGACGCGCCGGAGGUGACCCUCCCCGCCGCCGCCCCCGACCUGGACAAGGAGUUCGGGUUCCAGCGGGCGGAGCUCGGUAAGGAGAAGCUCGCCGGGACGGUGGGCUUCCACGAGCGCCACGUGUUCCUCUGCUACAAGGGCCCUGAGGAGUGGCCAUCCCACGUCGAGGCCUCCGAGUCCGACCACCUCCCCCGCCUCCUCGCCGCCGCCAUCAAGGCCCGCAAGCCCAAUCUGAAGAAGAGCACCAAACUGACAAUUUGUGAAGGAGAAGAUGGCACUGAGUCAUCUCUUGGAGACGUGUUGAUCUUUCCUGAUAUGAUCCGAUACAGAGAGCUGACCCACCUUGAUGUCGACAACUUUGUGGAUGAAGUACUCGUGAAAGAUACUGAAUGGCUUCCUGGAUCUCCUGAGGCUAUAAAAGGUUCCUAUGUUUUUGUCUGCUGCCAUGGAAGCAGGGAUAAAAGGUGUGGUGUUUGCGGUCCUGCUCUGAUUACAAGGUUCAAGGAAGAGAUUGAAGGACAAGGUCUUCAUGGUCAGGUGGCUGUUAGUGCAUGCUCACACGUUGGAGGUCACAAGUAUGCAGGAAAUGUCAUCAUAUUCAGUCCAGAUGCCAAGGGAGAAGUGACUGGUCAUUGGUAUGGUUAUGUUGCUCCUGAUGAUGUGCCCGUGUUACUGCGUCAACAUAUCGGACAAGGAGAGAUCGUGGGCCAUCUAUGGAGGGGCCAGUUGGGUUUGUCUGAAGAGCAGCAGAAGAAAGCUCUGGAGCUUAGGCGCGCGACGAAUGGCCUGACUGAGGAAGAAUCAAGCGCCAAAGAAUCCCCUGAAGCAAAUGGAGCCAACGGUGCUGCUUGCAACCCUGCACCUGCAGGUGGAUGCUGCCAGGGCAAUGGAGGAGGUUUAACCUGCUGCCAAAGUGAUCUGCCAGCAGGAAAACAGGAUAAGAGCGUCCCAGCUGAGCAGAACCACAAGAGCUCUACGACAGAGAGUGACAAAGAAAACGGUGCUGCCAGCAAGAAGGGGCGCAUGAAGAUUUGCCGGAUGCCCACCUGGUUCGAGACCUGGGACAAGUCCGACACCUACACCACUCUUGCUGUUGUUGCUUCUGCUGCAACCGUGUUCGCCGCCUUCAGGUGCUACAAGGCCAUGAACUGA
This is a messenger RNA of Triticum turgidum subsp. durum (durum wheat), 1392 nucleotides long. The record is from the annotation of a GenBank genome assembly. Lineage: Eukaryota; Viridiplantae; Streptophyta; Magnoliopsida; Poales; Poaceae.